This is a messenger RNA of Penicillium samsonianum, 786 nucleotides long. RefSeq lists its product as uncharacterized. Gene Ontology annotation, biological process: transmembrane transport. Bases 1 to 669 code for a protein of 222 amino acids. Gene Ontology annotation, molecular function: transmembrane transporter activity. NCBI's taxonomy places the organism in Eukaryota, Fungi, Ascomycota, Eurotiomycetes, Eurotiales, Aspergillaceae. The record is from RefSeq and is a predicted model, not a curated record. The transcript has 2 exons. Gene Ontology annotation, cellular component: membrane.
AUGACCAACGAUACACCAAAUGCCGAUAUCUACACAAUGUUCAUGGAAACCUCUGUGCGCGGGCUGAUUGUGCUCAAUAUCGGAAGCUUCGUCGGUGGCUUAUUGCUCAUUAUCUUUGCCCAUAAACUGGAUCGUGUUGCACUGCAGAAGUACAUGUUCCUCGCACUGGCGGCUCUGUUUAUCGCCCUGGGAACCAUGUUCGUCUGUCUAUAUUCCGGCCCUCCGGCUGUGGUGGCAUUGUAUAUUGUUGGCCAAAUCAUGUUCAACUUCGGCCCCAAUGCAACAACCUAUAUGAUCCCCGCCGAGAUUUUUCCAACCCGAUACCGCGCAACAUGUCACGGCCUCAGCGCUGGAGCCGGAAAACUGGGCUCUAUUCUCGUACAAAUUUUCUCAGCCUACUACCACUUUGGCGCAGGGCCGGGCAACACAUCAACCCGCAAGCAUGGCAUUGUUCUCCUUGUCUUCAGCGCCUGCAUGAUCCUUGGUGCAGUAGUCACGCACUUCUGGAUUCCACCUAUUCAACAAACACAGAAUGGCAGAACUAAGCUUUGGGGUGGUAAGCCCGAGACUCUCGAAAGCUUGUCUCUUGGCCGAAUGGGGCGCAGGAGUCGAGAUGCCGAUAUUCGGAAACGGACAUCACGGCAUCGGGCGCUUUCAAUGAGUGCCUAGGUAUUGCUGUUCUCCAUGUCUAUCUCUAAUUAUUCUUCUGUAUAAAUUUAGAAUCUGUGUUAUUUGCAUUUGGGAGUUCCAGCUAUGUUAAUAAAAACCAAUAGAUGCGUUCAGUCC